AUGGCGGAUAACAAAAGCGAUGAGGAUAUGGAUCCGUCUGCUAAUACGGACUCAGUGCCUUCAGCGCAAGAUAGCGAACAGCCAGAAGCGAAAGCCGAAAAUGCAGUCACAAUAACAGAAACAAAUUCAAAGGGUGGUGAAGAAAUGGAGUCCCGUGAUAACGCUAACGAGGCACCGACACCCACCAGCGACGGAGGGGACGUUAGCGGCGGCGGAGUGGACGUUGGUGGUGGUGCUGCUGCCGGAGCGGGAGGUGAAGCCGAUGGCAGCAACGAAGUGAGCCCGUCCGGGACAAGCAGCACCAGCACAGAGCCGGCGGCAGCUGAAGCCGUAGCCGCCGGGGAGGCUCCCGCUGGCGGGCUCACCACUGAGAUGUCCCCCCCUCCUAACGUUACGGCUCCGGCGGCCACACCGGUAUCCGCUCCCGUUAAUUUACUGGAUACGUGCGCAGUGUGUAAACAAAGUCUUCAGAGCCGAGAAUGUGAACCAAAACUUCUGCCUUGUCUGCACUCUUUUUGCCUCAAAUGCAUCCCGCAACCAGAUAGACAGAUAAGCGUACAGGUGCCUGGACCACACGGGCAAGCUGACACACAUAUAGUGAAUGUUAUGCGCUGUUCAGUGUGCCACCAGGACUACAAACAGAGCGAUAUUAUCGACAACUACUUUGUCAAAGACACCACAGAGGCUACCAGCACAUCUGAUGAAAAGUCUGCACAGGUGUGCACAAGUUGUGAGGACAAUGCAGGAACCAUAGGCUUCUGUGUGGAGUGUGGAGAAUGGCUGUGUAAGACGUGCGUGGAAGCCCACCAGAGGGUCAAAAUCACCAAGGACCACAAGAUUCACACAAAGGAGGAUGCUGACGCUGCCUCUGAGUCUGUUGGUACACCAGGACAGAGACCUGUUUUCUGUCCCAUUCACAAGCAGGAACCACUGAAGCUUUUCUGUGAGACCUGUGACACCUUGACCUGUAGGGACUGCCAGCUGCUGGAGCACAAGGAGCACAGGUACCAGUUUCUGGAGGAGGCUUUCCAGAACCAGAAAGGCAUCAUUGAGAGCAGCAUGGCCAAACUACAGGAAAAGAAGAACUACGUCCAUUACUCUGUCUCUCAGGUGCAAAGCAGGUUAAAAGAGCUGAAUGAGACGCAUAGGAAGGUGGAGCAUGAGAUCAAAAUCGCAGUGUUUACUUUAAUAAACGAGAUCAACAAGAAGGGCAAAUCCUUGUUGCAACAGUUAGAGAGUGUGACCAAAGAGCGCAGUAUGAGGCUCGUGGCUCAACAUAAGGAUACAACGCAGCUCGCCCAACAGAUCCACCAUGUGCUCAACUUCUGCCACUGGGCCAUCAGUACUGGCAGCAGCACGGCGCUGCUUUACAGCAAGAGGCCGAUUCUGUUCCAGCUUCGCCAGCUCUUCAAGGCAAGAUUGGAGCCAGCACCCCAGGCCAACGGAGUUGUGCGCUUUUUCUGUGAUCCAACAUUCUGGGCCAGAAACGUGGUGAAUCUAGGUAAUUUGGUAAUUGAGAAGCCACCUCCACCCGCACAGCCGCCUGGCGUAAUGGUAGCAGGACCGCCCAUUUCACCAGGUCAAAGUCAACCCGGCAAACACCCAGGACAGAUCAACCUGGCCCAGCUCCGGCUGCAGCACAUGCAGCAGGCAGCUUACGCCCAGCAAAAGCAACAGCAGCAACAACAGCAGCACCAGCAGCAGAUUCAGCAACAGAUGCGCAUCGCUUCACAAAUGUCCCAGCAGCACGCCAGACAGACUGGACCGCCCAUGGCUCAGCAGCAGCCUCCAAGGCUCAUCAGUAUGCAGCAACUCCAGAGAGGGCCUGGGGGUAUGAACGGUGGUCCAGGUCCCCCUAUGUACCCGUCGUCCCACCACAUGCGUCUAUCGGGUAUGCCACAGGGUCGGAUGCCCUCAGCUCAGCCGAGACAUAACGGACAGCAGUAUCCCUCCAUGAUGCAGCCUCAGCUACAGAGACAGAUGUCUAUAGAAUCUGAGAUGAGCCACCAAAGGUUUCGUUUCUUACUACAAUCAGGGCAUUCCAACCCAGGUCACGCAGGCCCUUUCCCGGUGGCAUCCCUUCAUAACGCCAACCCCACAAGUCCCACCAGUGCCAGUAUGGCCGGAGCCCACGCUCACCGCGGCCCUACCAGCCCCAUCAUUGGUCCCAUCGAGCUCAUCCCCUCCGUCACAAAUCCUGAGAACCUCCCCUGCCUACCUGAGAUCCCGCCCAUUCAGCUGGAGGAUGCCGGUUCCAGCAACCUUGGACACCUCCUGACUCGCUACAUCACAGCCAGCACACAGAAUCAGUUAGGCUCAGUGGACAUGAAUCCGUCACCCGGACUGUCCACACACUCUCCUGGAUCAUCAGGUCUGUCUAACUCUCACACACCAGCACGACCUUCUAGUACGUCCAGCACAGGCAGCAGAGGCAGCUGUAGCUCUGCGGGGAGGGCGGGGACCGGCGGCGGAGCUGCGGUGGAGCAGGUGAGGGUGAAACAGGAACCCGGUACAGACGACAGCUACAACUGUCCAGGUUCUUCUCUGAAGACGGAGCGGGGCAAUGAUGCAGGGAGGAGUGCUUGCAUGAUGAGCAGUCCUGAGGAAAGUCCUCUUCCUGUAUUAGGAGUCGUAUCUACAGGUCAAGAUGCUGUCAGGGCUUUAGGGGAGCGCAUCAAAACCGAGCCCCAGUCUGAAACACCUUGCUCUGGACUAAACGGUUCCAGUACCUCCACCUCCUCUUCUUCUGGUACCACUAUGACCUCCACUACCUCGUCGUCCACUGAGAACACCACCACCACCACCACCACCACCACAGGCUCUCAGCUCACGAAUGGAAACUUGGACAAAGGGGCAGAGACUAAAGGGGGCGGGGCAUCGGCCAAUCCAGGCGGGAAGGAAGAUGACCCCAACGAAGACUGGUGUGCUGUUUGUAUCAACGGUGGUGACCUGCUGUGCUGUGACCACUGUCCAAAGGUGUUUCACAUGAAAUGCCACGUACCCACCAUCAAAAUCUUCCCAAAGGGGGACUUCCUCUGCACAUUUUGCCGAAGUUUAUCCAGCCCGGAGAUAGUGUACUGUGACGACAGCAGGAAGGUCAAAGGAGAGCACGACCUGAAUCCUGAAGACCAGAGGAGAUGUGAACGUCUCUUGCUGUACAUCUUCUGUCAUGAGCUCAGCGUGGGCUUCAGGGAACCUGUUCCAACCUCUGUGCCCAACUACUACAGGAUCAUCAAGAAACCCAUGGACCUGAAGAAAGUCAAGAAGAAGCUGCAGUUACGGAGCACCCAUUACUACCAGUCCAUCCAAGAGUUUGUGUCUGACAUGCGCCUGGUCUUCAAAAACUGUGCAGAAUACAAUGAGAUGUCUCGAAUAAUCCAGGUUUAUGAUGAGGAGAAACAGAUUAAUACGCAGGUGGGAUCGGAGAUGGCGAUAUCCGGCAAGGCAGUGAGCCUGUACUUUGAGGAGAAGCUGCAGGAGAUCUUCCCAGAGCAGAACUUCCCUGAAACGUCUGAACCCGAGUCCAUGGAAACCGAGGAAAAAGAGGACGUCGACACGGACGACUCCGGGGAGGACUUCAUACAGCCCAGACGCAAACGUUUAAAAACAGAUGAGAAAGUCGUCCACAUCAAGUGAGAACAAACCACCAACAGAAGUGGAAAAAACUGUCUUCCCACAUCCCACACUUGUCCGUUGUUUGAGGCAACAAAAGAAAAGGACGAGAUUCGCUGUACAAACUGCUUGGUUUAUCUCAUCCUUGCCUUUGAAAGAUUUACAGGAGACACCUGCCUUUAUCAGAACUGUCGAGGACAGAAACACAGAAGAGCUGCAUUCCCUCCUUAUUUCAUGGACGCUCCAAAACUGGCUUGUACAGAUUUUGAUGUAGGUUUUGCAUUAGUUAAGUUAAUUAUUGCUUUUGUUUCUUUUCUAUCAAACAUUUUAUUUGUAGAUUUGUUGUGACAAUUGCUUUAUAAAACAUUUAAAUCUCCUGUUCUCCAGUUCUUAAUGUAUUAUAUCUAUUCUUUGACAUGAAACCUACCAAGUAUUUGUAAGACUUUGUGGAAGCGUUAUGUAAAUAAGAGAAUCUAGCCCACUGAAGGUAAUCCUACAGUAUAGAUGUUUGGGUGCGUCAUCAAUAAAAACCUGUUCUUGAAAUAUAUCAAAAUAAAAUGUGUGGUGUGGAGUAGGGUUGGGGGUUGCCAGAGAAUUCUUCACCCGAGUUUCACACCAGAAUAAU
Molecule: messenger RNA, 4237 nt
Organism: Scomber scombrus (Atlantic mackerel)
Lineage: Eukaryota; Metazoa; Chordata; Actinopteri; Scombriformes; Scombridae
Gene: trim33
Product: tripartite motif containing 33
Exons: 21
Coding region: 1-3636 (1211 amino acids)
Molecular function (GO): protein binding; zinc ion binding
Source: RefSeq, a predicted model, not a curated record